GGCAUCAGUAUGUGGGUAGACUGUGCCCAGGUGACACUGUGUGCUCCGCUCUGUUCGUUUGUCCUUUGGAGGAUCUACUUCCCAGGGUGUUAAAAAAAUAAUUGAUUCGACAAACCAACGCCGAAAAGAUCCUGAUCUGCAACACACCACCAUCCACGAUGCUGGUAUGGACGUCGGCGGUGGCCAUCCUCGUCGCGGGGGUCGUGACAGCCAACGACGUUUUCAUCGAUGACAACGAAACGGGAGGCAACAACCACCACCACAAGGUUCACAAUUUGGUCCUGAACCCCGAGCAGCAUUCGUUAUGUGAACUUAAACAUAUCCGACAGAUUGUGACCCACGCCCAUUCCUCCGAUCUCUUUACUACGCUGGGGGGUGGAGGGGGCCCCACACCCAAAAAAAAUCCAGGAUCCCAACGCUCGUGUUCUCCGUGCCACCCGUCGCGAGCGCCCAUCGACAACGAGGUCACCCACCAGCCUAACGACCACCACGUGUCCGACCUGCUCUACAAGAUGCUCCCCAACAGCCACAAGUUCAAGGAGAACGGCGUGCACAAGGCGGAGAUCGGCAAGGAGCUCAAGUACAAGCAGGUGUCCCUCGGUGACCUGAAGAAAGAGUUCAACCUCGACGCCAACCAGGAGCAGCUCCUCCACGGCCGAGUGCUGUUCAAGGACGCCGCAUCCUUCACGGACAACGACGAGGAGGAGGACCCUAGACACCAUUCCUAUUAAAGGGGCUUCCCUCUUUUUCUUGUCCGUUUUUUUUUUAGAGGGAAAAGGCGUUCUCGAGUUUUGUAUAGCUACUAAUUAACCUAAAUACGUUUUUUUUUUUUAAAUAACUGUAGAUGAAACCCUAGCAAGGAACAGAUUUACAUACAUCAGGCGGUCCUUGAGUUGCUGUCUCCCGGUGACGUUCUGUUCUCACAACAAAACGAGAGUAAAAGAAUUAAUGACUAUGAAAGGCGUUGCUCCAAAGAGUUACAGUUAUGUACGAAUUUACUACAUGAUUCUAUAUACAUUUAAAAAAAUCUUUGUAGAGUUAUUUUCUUAGGAAUCUUCCUAAACUUAUUGGGUUCUUUACUAAUCUACAAAAAGAAUGAUAUCACUUGUAACUGACAUUUAAGAAAAAAAAUCUUAAGGUCAAUGAACUGAAGAAAGAAAACUGAGGGAAUAUUAACAGAAUUGGAACAGGUCUUGAUGAAUAUGAAUGCUCAAGUCUUUC
Molecule: messenger RNA, 1221 nt
Organism: Penaeus monodon (black tiger shrimp)
Lineage: Eukaryota; Metazoa; Arthropoda; Malacostraca; Decapoda; Penaeidae
Exons: 6
Coding region: 159-731 (190 amino acids)
Source: RefSeq, a predicted model, not a curated record